Messenger RNA from Quercus robur (English oak), 1788 nucleotides. RefSeq names its product aldehyde oxidase GLOX1-like. The record is from RefSeq and is a predicted model, not a curated record. Lineage: Eukaryota; Viridiplantae; Streptophyta; Magnoliopsida; Fagales; Fagaceae. Bases 1 to 1788 code for a protein of 595 amino acids. The transcript is spliced from 3 exons.
AUGGCGGCCUUGCUUAGAACUCUCAUUGUUUUCCCUCUCUUGCUAGUUACCGUGCAUUCACAAUUUUGGCUCCCAAAUCCGUUUAGGGGAUCUAAUGAUGACCAAGAUAAAAAUCCAGGGCUUAAGCUUCCUGGUAUCACAAUCCCUAUAAUUGGAUCCAUUGGUAUUGGUGGUGAAACUGAUAAAGCUGAUCAGGGGGCAAAUCCUCCUUUUGAGACAGACUAUAAAGGGUUGUGGAUGCUGCUUUCCGCGGACUCUGGCGCCAAUGCCAUGCACGUUAAUUUACUUCCUAACAACAAGAUCAUAAUGUUCGAUGCCACAGCAUUUCGCAUGUCAACUCUUAAAUUGCCCAACGGAGAAUGCAUUCCCUACAAGGAUGACAAGAAAAGAGACAAAGAGGAUUGUUGGUCUCACGGUGUGGAAUUUGAUUAUAACACAGGCUAUAAGAGACCACUCAAGAUGGUGUUUGACCCAUGGUGCUCAUCAGGAGGCCUCACUGCCGAUGGUAUCUUGAUUAGCACUGGUGGAUGGAAAGACGGAACAAGAACUGUUAGAUACAUGGAUACAUGUGAGGACUGCGAUUGGAAAGAAUUCCAAUAUACACUGGCAGACGCAAGAUGGUAUGCAACACAAAUAACCCUAGCCGAUGGUGGUUUCUUUUUGGUGGGUGGCCGCAAGUCAUUCAGCUACGAAUACGUUCCACCAGAAGGCAAAUCCAAUGCCGAAUCCAUCAAGUUUCCAUUCCUCUACCAAACCACUGAUAUAGAAGAGAACAACUUGUACCCUUUCGUCCACCUCUCCUCCGAUGGCAACGUCUUCAUCUUCGCAAACAACCGCUCAGUUCUCCUCAACCCUAAGACCAACAAGAUCAUCAAAGAGUUCCCAAUCUUGGAAGGCGGCUCCCGCAACUACCCAGCAUCAGCGAUGUCGGCUCUCCUUCCUAUAAAACUCUACGUCAAGAAUGCCGCGACCAUCGCAGUUGAGGUCAUUAUUUGCGGUGGGGCGAAGCCACAGGCCUAUACUUUAGCCCAAAACUCAAUCUUCAUACCGGCAUUACAAGAUUGCAACAGGCUUCAAAUCACAAAACCUAACGCUCAAUGGAAGAAGGAAACGAUGCCUACACCGCGUGUCAUGGGGGAUAUGCUGAAUCUUCCGAAUGGAGACCUCUUGAUUCUCAACGGCGCCAAGCAAGGUACAUCAGCAUGGUACUCGGCCGAAGACCCGAACUUGAAUCCGAUACUUUAUAGUCCUUAUAAGCCUAUGAACCAAAGGUUUAAGGUGCUUAAUCCCACUAUAAUUCCACGAAUGUAUCAUUCUGCGGUUGCAUUACUUCCUGAUGGGAAAGUUUUAGUAGGAGGUAGUAACCCUAAUCCAGGGUAUAACUUCACGGCCAAGUAUCCUACAGAGAUGAGGAUAGAGAAGUUUUCACCGCCUUAUUUGGACCCAGCAUUAGCUAUACACAGGCCAAUAAUCAUAGAGGAGGCAUCGGAGACCACUCUAACUUACGAAAAAAACUUCAUGGUGCAGUUUAGGCUUGGUGAGUCAUUCGUGGAUAAGAGAGAUGUGAAGGUGAGCAUGUAUGCACCACCAUUUACAACGCACGGGUACUCUAUGAAUCAAAGACUGAUUUUUCUUGGUAAAGUUGAUGUGCGUAAGGUUUUCCCUACUGUUUACCAAGUUAACGUAGUGGCACCGCCUACACGUGAGGUUGCUCCUUCUGGGUACUAUCUGAUCUUUGUGGUUUAUCGUGGGGUUCCAAGUAAGGCAAUGUGGGUGCAAAUCAAGUAG